This is a messenger RNA of Amaranthus tricolor (Joseph's coat), 2066 nucleotides long. RefSeq names its product autophagy-related protein 18a-like. Gene Ontology annotation, cellular component: extrinsic component of membrane; cytosol; phagophore assembly site membrane. NCBI's taxonomy places the organism in Eukaryota, Viridiplantae, Streptophyta, Magnoliopsida, Caryophyllales, Amaranthaceae. Bases 156 to 1310 code for a protein of 384 amino acids. The transcript is spliced from 4 exons. Gene Ontology annotation, biological process: protein localization to phagophore assembly site; autophagy of mitochondrion; protein lipidation. The record is from RefSeq and is a predicted model, not a curated record. Gene Ontology annotation, molecular function: phosphatidylinositol-3-phosphate binding; phosphatidylinositol-3,5-bisphosphate binding; protein binding.
AUCUCAUCAUCACCUUCGCCAAGUCUCCUUCUCUUUGUUCAUCUUCCUCCUUCAAAUUCAAUCAUCCAUCAAUCACCCAGAAAAUUCCCCCAAUUCGAUUUACCUUUCUUCUAGACUCUUCUACUAAUUCACUUUCAAACUCAUCAUCUUGCACCAUGCCCACUUCAUCACCGCCGCAACCGCAGCCGCAGUCGCAGUCGCAGUCACCGCCGCAGGAACAAUCGCCGAUUUUACCAUCGCCGCCUCAAGAACUUCUAUCCGUGUCCUUCAACCAAGAUUCAACCUGUUUCUCCGCCGCCACAUCUUCCGGUUUCCUAAUAUUCAACACAAACCCAUUUCGUCCAAUCUUCAAUCGAACUUUCUCCCACUCUCUCUCCUUUGUUCAUAUGCUCUUCCGCUGCAAUAUACUUGCACUUGUUGGUGGUGGUCCGAACCCUCAAUUCCCACCUCAUAAAGUUAUGCUUUGGGAUGAUCACCGUUGUUGCUGUAUAGGUGAACUCUCAUUUCGUUCCGAUGUUAAGUCUGUUCGUCUUCGACGUGAUCGAAUCAUUGUCGCUCUUUUGAAUAAGAUUUUUGUCUAUAAUUUUGCUGAUUUGAAGCUUUUGCAUCAAAUUGAGACGGUUUCUAAUCCUAAGGGUUUGUGUGAGGUUUCGUGUUUGGCUAAUUCCAUGGUUUUGGCUUGUCCUGGGAUACAAAAAGGACAGAUUAGGGUUGAGCAUUAUCAGAUUAAAAAGACUAAGUUUAUUAUGGCUCAUGAUUCUAGGAUUGCUUCUAUGGCUUUGACUUUGGAUGGUAGGUUGGUUGCUACUGCUAGCAGUAAAGGUACUUUGGUUAGGGUUUUUAAUACGUUGGAUGGUUCUUUGUUGCAAGAGGUUAGAAGGGGUACUGACAGAGCAGAGAUACAGAGCCUAGCUUUCUCUUCUAAUGCACGAUGGCUAGCAGCUUCUAGUGAUAGGGGAACUAUUCAUGUUUUCAACCUGAAGCUUGAUUCCGGAUCUUCGGGGAACAGUGGGUUGCAGAGUCCACCUGAGCAACCAAAUUCUCCACGUUCCCCUGUAUCAUCCAUCUCUUUUAUGAAGGGUGUACUGCCCAAAUAUUUUAGCUCAGAAUGGUCGAUGGCCCAGUUUCACUUGCAAGAAGGCACUCAGUACAUCGUUUCAUUUAGCCAACAAGAGAACACUGUUUUGAUAGUGGGAAUGAAUGGAAGCUUCUACCGAUGUAGUUUUGAUCCCAUAGCUGGGGGAGAGAUGAAGCAACUGGAAUACCGAAAUUUCUUGAAUCCCGAAACAGAAGAGCCUGCGCCCUGCUGAUAGCUGCAAUUGCUGAUCACCUUCACACAAGUUUCCUUCCUUUCUGUAAAUUGUACAUAUAGUAUGAGUUUCUGCCUGGUGUAAAUGUUUUCUACUUAAAAUGCAUGGCGAUAGUAGAAGUGAUCAUCAUGACUUGAAAGUUUGGGUUUCAUGUCUUCCAUAGGUGGAACACUAAUUGAUUUAUUUGUUCCUUUACAGUUACGCCCAUCUAAUAGGCAAUUAAUUUGCCCAAAACUAAGAUUCUUAUUCUUUUGGGAUUUGUUCUUUAAAUUUUAGGCCUUUUUCUCCUUUUUUUUUGAUUUAGAAAUCAUCCCAUUGAUUUUGCUUUGAUGAGGAAGAUUCUCUUCAUCACACUGAUUAUUUUGUGAGAAGGAAAAAUCCUUAAAUCUGCUAAAAUAAGGAACCUAUUUCCAGGAAUAGGGAGAAGUAAGUUCGUACUAAAAAAAAAAUGGGAAGACUAUUUUUGUUGUUUUGCAUUUUGCUCACUCCACCAUCUACAGGUUGAGUUUAUUGCAAAUGUUAGGUGGAACUUUGAGAUUAAUUUAUUUUCACUGGGUUGUGAGUUGUAAGGGGAUGUUACCUGCAAAUUCAUGUUAUUGUAAAAUGUGGGACCACUUGGGUGAUUGACUAAUAAUGUCGUUCGGGAGUACUGAAAAAUGAUUCAGGUUGGAGUGGAUAAUCAAUCCGUCAUACUUGCUGAAUAAUACUAUCGGUUAUUAAAAUUGGGAUUCUACUUAGAAUCGUUUUGGUUUAUGG